CUCCUAUAGACACUUCUCUGGUCGACCAGAGAACAAGCAGGGAGCACUGGUUCCUGGGCGACCUUAGUCUUGAGAAAUUUAACGAAGAGUUCAUGCUUAAGAUGAAAGAAGAAUUCAAUCAGACUUGUAGCAGUGGUGGCCAGCAGGAACACGAAGGGAGUAGAAGAGCUGAUGAGAAAAUUUGAGAGUUUUUAUGUGAAUGUGCAAGGAAAGUACACCCGGAGGUUUUAGAGGCAAGGUGGGGGUUGAGGGAUAGAGCGAACGGGGUAAGGAGGUUUGUGAAUGAGUAUAUUGAAAACAAUCAAGUUCCUAAAGAUCAGAAGGUUAUUCUUGUUGGUCAUUAUGGAUUUUUCUUGUAUUACACUCAAGAAUGGGACAAGGAAUACUCUAGAGAUCAACAAUUACCUAAACCUGAAGAAAUAUCAACCCCUGAAAACUGUUUCACAAUGAAAAACAGUCAAUUUUUGCCAGGUGUACUAAGAAUCUUGACUAAAACCUCCAAAAUUGUUCUCUAAGA
Molecule: messenger RNA, 517 nt
Organism: Moneuplotes crassus
Lineage: Eukaryota; Ciliophora; Spirotrichea; Euplotida; Euplotidae
Source: the annotation of a GenBank genome assembly